Messenger RNA from Silurus meridionalis, 5145 nucleotides. RefSeq names its product polycystic kidney disease 2 (gene pkd2). Gene Ontology annotation, cellular component: membrane. The record is from RefSeq and is a predicted model, not a curated record. Lineage: Eukaryota; Metazoa; Chordata; Actinopteri; Siluriformes; Siluridae. The transcript has 15 exons. Gene Ontology annotation, molecular function: calcium ion binding; voltage-gated calcium channel activity; signaling receptor binding. Gene Ontology annotation, biological process: release of sequestered calcium ion into cytosol; detection of mechanical stimulus; potassium ion transmembrane transport. Bases 323 to 3058 code for a protein of 911 amino acids.
GGGAAGACUAGAGGGAACAAGAUGGCUGGCUGAUGCGGGACGGGAGGAGAGUUUCUCGACUUUUUCACAAAGUAAGAAGCACCUGGGUGUCUGAAAAUACAGUGAAAUUGAUGUGAAGUUGUUUUUCUUUUUCGUACAUUUGUUUUUUUUGCUUGUUUUCUUGCACAAAAACCGUUUUCACUUCCAGACUGAAGUUUUUCGGAUUUUUAUUGUAGGGUUUUCCUUGUUACUUUAAUCAGUUAGGGUAAUAAAAAGUAUUUUUUGCAAUAUUUUACAGUAUUAUUAAGUCACUGAACACGUGUUCGGAAACUUUGUAAACGAAAUGAGCUCCAGUCGAAGCCGUUGUCAAGCAGCCAGAGCGUCGAGCUCUGCGCAUGCGCAGAAGCCAUCGCAGACGCAGCCGCAGCCUCUGCCGGAUGAAGGUCUGGAGAUGGAGAGGAUGGAGCCCCAAGGAGAAGUGGGGCUCGGUGUCCCGGAGGAUCAGCCUUCUCCAGCGUCCAGCUCCAGCUCGAGACAGGCGUGGAGCCGGGACAACCCGGGAUUCGAGCCGGAAGAGGGCAUGGAUGCGAACUGGAGCCCGGGACGGAGGUCUUUGUCCGACACUUCGAGCAGCGGCAGCGGCAUCAGCGGUCUCGGGAGCUUCGCCGGCGGGAGCAACGCGCGCAUCCACCGCGGGCUGUACCCGACUCCUCCCGCUGACAGGCUCCACCAGGAGCCGCCCGGUUUGAGGGCGAGGAUCCUGGAGAAAAUCAGACUUUUGUGGGGCACACGUCUCCUGGAGGAGAGAGACAGCAGCAGAGAGAUGUACCUCAAGAAUGUCCUGAGAGAGAUGAUCACUUAUAUCCUUUUCCUCAUCACCUUAUGCAUUUUAACAUAUGGGAUGAUGAGCACUAACAUGUACUACUACACCAAAGUCAUGUCUCAACUCUUCCUGGAUACACCACUGUCAAGUGGAGAUGCCACCACCUUCAGGAGCCUCUCCACCAUGGAGGACUUCUGGAAAUACACAGAGGGGCCUUUUCUGAAUGGGAUGUACUGGGAAGUGUGGUACAACAACAAGAGCCUGCCAGAGAACCAGAGCCUGAUCUAUUACGAGAAUUUGCUGUUGGGAGUCCCGCGCCUGCGUCAGGUCAAAGUCUUCAACGAGUCAUGUCCCGUUCACGAGGAGCUGAAGGACGAAGUGUACGACUGCUACGGCGUCUACGCAGCUGCCUACGAGGACAAGAAACCGUUCGGACUGAAAAACGGCACUGCGUGGGUGUAUUCUGAAGAGGUCAGCCUCGGGGAAAGCAGCUACUCGGGUGAAGUGUCCACGUAUAGAGGAGGAGGUUUUUAUCAGGAUCUGUCUCGCACCAGAGACAAGUCAGAGAGAGAGCUGCAGGAGCUGAAGGCAAACCUGUGGCUGGAUCGAGGCACCAGAGCCGUGUUCCUUGACUUCUCCGUCUACAACGGCAACAUCAACCUCUUCUGCAUCGUCAGAUUGCUGGUGGAGUUUCCAGCCACAGGGGGCGCUGUGACCUCAUGGCAGUUCCAGACUGUACGCUUGGUGCGCUAUGUGUCCAGCUGGGACCAUUUUGUAGGGCUGUGCGAGGUUAUUUUCUGCUUCUUCGUGCUGUACUACAUGGUGGAGGAGGUGCUGGAGAUCCGCCUGCACCGCCUGCGCUACUUCAAAAGCUUGUGGAACUGCAUGGACGUGCUCAUAGUAACGCUGAGCGUGCCAGCCAUCAUUAUGAAUAUCUACAGGACGUCAGCGGUCAACAACAGGCUGAAGUUCCUGCUGGAGAACCACAGCACGUACCCGAACUUCGGACCACUCGCUCGGCUGCAGGUUCAGUUCAACAAUAUGGCCGCCAUCAUUGUCUUUCUCGCCUGGGUCAAACUAUUCAAGUUCAUCAAUUUUAAUAAGACCAUGAGUCAGCUUUCCAGCACUGUGUCCCGGUGUGCUAAAGACCUCCUGGGAUUCGCCAUCAUGUUCUUCAUCGUGUUCCUGGCAUACGCUCAGCUGGCGUACCUGGUGUUCGGAACACAACUCAAUGACUUUAGCACCUUCCAAGCCUGCAUUUUCACACAGUUCCGGAUCAUCCUAGGAGACUUUGACUUCUCAGAGAUCGAAGAGUCGGAUAGAGUCCUGGGCCCGAUUUACUUCACCACCUUUGUUUUUUUCAUGUUCAUGAUUCUGUUGAAUAUGUUCUUAGCCAUCAUCAAUGACACUUAUGCAGAGGUGAAGGCUGACAUGGCGCAGCAGAGAUCCGAAAUGGAGAUUACCGACCUCAUUAAAAAGGGCUGCCACAAGGCGAUGGUGAAACUGAGGCUGAGAAAGACGGCAGUAGAUGACAUCUCCGACAGCCUUCGCCAGGCAGGAGGGAAACUUAACUUCGACGAGCUCCGGCAGGACCUGCGAGGAAAAGGACACUCAGACGCUGAGAUCGAAGCCAUUUUCGCCAAGUAUGAUCUGGACGGAGACCAGGAGCUCACUGAGCAUGAACACCAGCAGAUGAGGGACGACCUGGAGAAAGAGAGAGACUUGGAUUUGGAACGGAGUUCGCUGCCCAGGCCUCUGAGUGGGCGGAGCUUCUCUCGUAGCCAGGACGACUCGGAGGAGGACGACGACGAGGACAGUGGACACAGUUCCCGUCGCCGUGGCAGCAGCUCUGGGGGUGUGUCUUACGAGGAGUUCCAAGUGCUGGUGCGGAGGGUGGACCGUAUGGAGCACUCGAUUGGCAGCAUCGUGUCCAAGAUCGAUGCAGUUAUUGUGAAGCUGGAAGCCAUGGAACGGGCCAAGCUGAAGAGGAGAGAGGUCCUUAGCAGACUGCUGGAUGGUGUCAUAGAGGAUGAAAGGUUGGGUAGAGAUACGGAGGCUCACAGGGAGCAGAUGGAGCGGCUGGUGCGAGAGGAGCUGGAGCGGUGGGAGUCAGACGAUGCCAUCUCUCAGGUCAGCCAUCAGCAGGCUGCUCCUGUUGGUCCAGGAGCUCAGCCCCGCCCACGCAGCACUCGCCCCUCCUCCUCAUUGUCCACUGAGGGUCCAGACACCGGAGGCAGUGGAGGUGGACAGGUGUAAGACCUUCACCGGUCACACGGCCAUAUAAAAUAUUUCAGCAGUAUUUUCCUUUGUUUAUAUGAUGGUACAUCAGUUUUGUAUUAUUUUUCUGAGCAUUAAUGAAGGCACAAUUACACACUUUAUCAGUUUUAGUGCAGGAACUAAGCAAAAUAGAUCUAGGUUUAUGCAUAAAAGUUGUAGGGCUUUUUCUUUGCAAUUAUGCAGUGUGUGUAUACAGUAUAUACAUACACACAUACAUACACAAGGGAAGAAAUUAUUAAAUUGGAGCUUUUGAUAGAUACAGACCACGCCAGACAGGAAACAUCCCACAAGAGCUGCAGGUUUGGAGAUGCUCUGACCCAGUCGUCUAGACAUCACAAUUUGUCCCUCAUCAAACUCUCUUAAAUCCUUACGCUUGCCCAUUUUUCCUACUUCCAACAUGUCAGAUUUGAGGAGAAAAUGUUCACUUGCUGUCUCACAGGUGCCAUGAUGAAGAGAUAAUCAGUGUUAUUCAUUUUACUGGUCAUGAUGUUAUAAUGUCAUAAUGUCUGAUCUGUGAAUAGUAUCCAAUAGUAUAACAUAAUGACAGUAUUUUAUUUUGUUAUAUUUAAUUAUUGGAGUGCAGUAUAAGCCCGCCGGUAAGUGCCUGUUAAAAAUACAUUAUAUGGGCAAAAGUGUGUGGACACCUGACCAUAAGAUUCAUAUGUGCUUUUUGAAUUCCACAGCGAGUCCCCAUUUGCUGUUAUAAAAACCUCCACUCUUCUGGGAAGACGUUCCAUUGGUUUUUAGAGUGCGCUUGUGGAGAUUUUGUGUUGAUUCAGCUAUAAGGGUGUUAGUAAAGUCAGGUACUGAUGUAAGAUGUGAAAGUCUGAGGUGCUGUCAGUAUUCCAAUUCAUCUCAAAAUUGUUGAGUAGAGUUCAGGUCAGAUCUCUAUAGCAGCCCAUUCAAGAUCUUCCACUCCAACCCAUUUAAAGCAUAUCUUCAUGGAUCUGGCUUUGUGUACAGGACGAUGCCAUCUUUACAGCAUCCAAAAGACGUCCUGUACAAUUGUGUGAAUCCAACUUUGUGACAACAGUUUCGGGAAAGAAGUACAUAUGGCUGGAAAAGUCAGGUGUCCCAAUAAUUAUGUCUAUAUAGUGUACAUUAUUUAAAUGUAAUACGCUUGUUUUUAUAUUUAAUUAAUAAUCUGAUACAUCAGUUUACUAUUUACAAAAAUAUAUGAAUAAAUCGGAUAUUCUUCCCCGUCAUUUAGGGUUUUGUUUUGUUUCUGUAAUUAUUAAAAAAAUAAAUAUAUAUAAAAAAUUUACAUUUUUUUACAUUUUACGUCCACACUAUUAUUUCUCAAUGACAGUACUAAUUUAAGUCACACAAUGAAGUCAUUUUCUUGAUAUAAAACUUCAGUUAACCCAUUUAUUUGUAGUCGCUUUCACUUAAUAUAGUCGCAUGAGCGGCAUGCCUUGUCACAGGAGAUGUAUUUCUAAUUACUGUCAUUUUCUUUUAAUCCAUUUAAUAUUUGUAACUUGAAACAAACUUCGAUUCGGAGUGCAUCUGCUUUCAUGAGAAGCUUACUGUGUGCUGGUUAGACUCGUUUAGCUGAAGUCGGAAUGUGUUUUUUUUUUUUUUUUUUGCUGAUAUUAGUUUUCCCUCACCACGCAAUCUGAAUUCUCUUGACUCGGGUUGAGCGAGCUGAUGUAAUGCGAUGAUGUCCGUAUCGAGAUGACAUAAUCUAGGUACUACAUGUUACUAUUUUUGUACCAAUUUCUUUGUUUAUGUAUUUUUUUUGUGUGUGUGUGUGUCAAUCCUUUAGUUUUGUUGGCAAACUUUAAGCUACAUAUUCUUGACACCCCUUUUUCUUUCGUCCACACUUUUCUUUUUUUGGUAUUUUAUAUUCCUUGAUUAAGGCUGAUAUUCAGUAUGAUUCAGUAUGGCGCUCUAUUUUGCAAUUUGCCAACAUUGUAUGCACAACAUGAGCUCGAGCGGUGAGAGCAGAACUUGUAUCAGCGAACAGCUCAGGAUAUUUGGCUUUGCAUUUCUGACUUUUUUAAAAAUCAGUGUUAUUGUUUUAAUAUCUGCAUUGUUUGAGAAUAAAAGAUUUGCACAUUUUAAAA